Molecule: messenger RNA, 1204 nt
Organism: Polychytrium aggregatum
Lineage: Eukaryota; Fungi; Chytridiomycota; Chytridiomycetes; Polychytriales
Product: Tricarboxylate/iron carrier
Exons: 8
Coding region: 67-1038 (323 amino acids)
Biological process (GO): monoatomic ion transport; mitochondrial transmembrane transport
Cellular component (GO): mitochondrial inner membrane
Molecular function (GO): monoatomic ion transmembrane transporter activity
Source: RefSeq, a predicted model, not a curated record
CCCGUCCACCUGUCCACCUGUCCACCUGCCCACCUGUCCACCUGUCCACCUGUCCACCUGUCAACCAUGAUCGAUCUCUCCAAGCCGCGCUACGAUCAGUCGACGUACUGGGGCCGUCUCCGCCACUUUUCGGAAAUCACAAGCCCGACAACCCUGUUCACCACCGAUGCCGAGCUCGAGCGGGCCAAGCAGAUCCUCCGUGACUACAAGGCCGGAAUCCUCCAGCUUUCUGACGAAGAGGAGGAGAAGCUCUGGAGAGCCAAGAGACUGGUCGACAGUACCAUCCACCCCGACACCGGGGAGAAGGUCGUGCUGCCAUUCCGCAUGGCGGCUUUUGUCCCCACGAACGUGCUGAUCGUCGCUGGCAUGCUUUUGCCAAACCCUUCGAUUGCCUCCAUCAUCUUCUGGCAAUGGGUCAACCAGUCCGUCAACGUCGCCUUCAACUACUUCAACGCCAACAAGUCGACCGAGAUGAACGUGACCGAGACCGCCACGGCCUACUGCAUGGCAGUGGCCUCGUCCUGCACCAUCGCCGUGGGCAUGAACGAAUGGGUCAAGCGGGUCAAGCAUGUCACUCCGCUCAUGAAGACGGUGCUUCAGCGGGCCGUGCCCUUCACAGCCGUGGCUGCUGCCGGUACCCUCAACGUUUUCCUCAUGAGACAGAAGGAGUUGGUUGAUGGCAUCGAUAUCCAAGACGAGCACGGCAACAACCUCGGCAAGUCAACUGCUGCGGGCGCCAAAGCCAUCACCCAGGUCGCUGUCUCGCGCGUUGCCACCUCCUUCCCGGUGGUGUUCAUUCCCGGCAUGAUCAUGUCGCAGCUCGAGCGGACUCGAUGGUUGAGGGCCAACCCACGACUCGUCAUGCCAGUCAACCUCCUGACCAUCACCGGCUCUCUGAUGGCGGCCCUGCCCUGUGCCAUUGCGCUGUUCCCCCAGACGGCGUCGAUGCCCGUGAGCCAGCUGGAGCCCAAGUUCCACGACCUGCGCGAUGCCAACGGCAACCCGAUCAAGACAGUCUAUUUCAACCGAGGGUUGUAGAUUCCAAAGCCUGUGACACUGGGGCACUGGGGCACUGGGGCACUUGGGCACUUGGGCACUUGGGCACUUAGGGUCGAUAUAUAUCUCGAAGGCUUGCCACGAAUCGUGCGAUGGCAGAAUUUGAGAUUUGUCGUUGAGCCCAAUACAGUUGGUUCGGACCUCGAAA